UCGAACCAACUCUCUUUCUCUCUCUCUCCUCCCCCCCUAAAACAAGAAGCCUUCGUUGCUCUUGUUUGGCGGCCGCCGCCUCGCUAUCCGCCUCUCCGUCUACCCUAGGGGUUAUAUACACUCCUUUUGAAGCAGGUGUCUCCCCGGCUUUGUUCAGAGGCUAUGGCUGCUGUUGCUCCUCCCGCAGAUCAAGCUGCAGAUUUGUUGAAGAAGUUAUCGUUGGAUUCACAGACAAAGAAUCUUGAAAUGCCAGAUGCCACCAAAAAGCCGUCAACAGACUCCAAUAACAGGGCUAAUGGAUUCAGGGUGGAGCGAUCUCUUACACCACUGAUUCCUGAUUUUGUGGAUCCAACUAUGUGCUACAUGCCUAAUGGUUAUCCUUCUCCUGCAUACUACUAUGGCGGAUAUGAUGGUAGCACUAAUGAAUGGGAGGACUACACCAGAUUUGUUAAUACAGAGGGAGUGGAGAUGACUCCGGGGGUUUAUGGAGACAGCGGAUCACUUCUAUACCACCAUGGUUUUGGGUAUGCACCUUAUGCCCCAUAUGCACCUGCUGCUUCCCCAGUUCCAACUGUGGGACAUGAUGGCCAGCUCUAUGGAUCUCAGCAAUAUCAGUACCCACCUCCUUAUUUCCAGUCCCCAACCCCAACAAGUGGUCCAUAUCCAACGCCAGCUGCUCCCUUAAAAGGUGAGUUAGUCACCUCUGCAGCUGCGGAUCAAACCUCUUUGUCUGUGGAUUCUACUAAUUCAAAAUCCAAUGGCAUUGCUAAUAGCAUGCAUACAAAGGGGAACAAUGGUACAGUACCAGUGAGAUCAACACAGCAAAAUUCAUCUAUGAAAGUUAAUGGUUCUUAUGGGAAAGGUGGUUUUCCUGGGGGAAUUCCUGCCUCUGGCUACCAUGACGCCAGGGUUGGAUUUGAUGGUUUACAAUCAGUAAUGCCAUGGUAUGAGAGUCCAUACUUUUCUGAUGGACAGCCAAGGCCUUUGACGAAUUCUUCAUUGACAUCAACAGUUCCCAAUGGAACUGGAGUUGGAUCAAGAAACAAUAAUUUCCGACCACAACUGAUGGGGUUGCAUCACCCUAGCCAAAUCUCAGGAAUGAGCACAGCUAAUGGGUACAUGAGUAGAAUGUAUCCUAACAAAAUUUAUGGCCAGUAUGGAAAUGCUUACAGAUCAGGCAUGGGCUAUGGUUCUUAUGGUUAUGAUAGCAGAGCAAAUGGAAGGGGCUGGAUGGCUGUUGAUAGUAAAUACAAACCGAAGGGAAGAGGAAAUGGGUCAUAUAAUUACAACAUUGAGGGCAUAGAUGGCUUGAAUGAGCUGAACCGGGGGCCUAGGGCCAAAAUCAGCAAGAAUCAGAAGGGUUUUACGCCUGUGGCUCUUUCUGUAAAAGGUCAAACCAUUCCCAUAACUGUAACAACUGGCGGCCAUGAGGAAAAAAAAUCAACUGCUAUCCCGGAUCGGGAACAAUACAACAGACCAGAUUUCCCAGAAACUUAUGCUGAUGCAAAAUUUUUUAUUAUUAAGUCAUAUAGUGAGGAUGAUGUCCAUAAGAGUAUCAAGUACAAUGUAUGGGCAAGUACGCCUAAUGGUAACAAGAAGUUAGAUCUGGCCUAUCUGGAUGCUCAAAAAAGACCAGGAAGCUGCCCUGUGUUCCUUCUCUUUUCGGUUAAUACUAGUGGUCAAUUUGUUGGUGUUGCGGAGAUGAUGGGGCAAGUUGAUUUUGAAAAAAAUGUUGGAUACUGGCAGCAGGACAAGUGGGUUGGUUGUUUCCCUGUGAAGUGGCAUAUUGUGAAGGAUGUGCCCAACAGCCUGCUGAAACACAUAACUCUUGAAAAUAACGAGAACAAGCCCGUAACCAAUAGUAGGGACACCCAAGAGGUAAAACUGGAGCAUGGUCUGCAGUUAAUCAAGAUAUUCAAAGAUCAUGCUAGCAGGCUGUGCAUUCUUGAUGAUUUUGAUUUCUAUGAGGACCGGGAGAAGAAAAUGCUGGAGAAGAAAGCCAAGCAACAGCAAUUUCAGAAACAUGUGCGGGUAUCUGAUUGCAAAAACGUCCAAGAUAGAAUCAAAGAAGGCACAAAUGGAGAUCUUGAGCCCAAAGAAGUAACCAAUGUUAUUCCAUUGCCGAACAAGCAAGCUACUCCACUUGUGCAUGCAAAUGGGGAUAACCAGACCACUGAAAGUGUGUCGUUAACAAAAACGGGAGCAGACAUUCUCAAGAAUGUAACAUCUGCGGUUGUUCCUGAGAAGAAUCUUGUAGGAAAUGGAAUUGCAAAUUGUUGCUAGCUUCAUCAAAGAUGGAGGGGGGCUGCGCUUGCAACUUGAUGAAUACAUGGCAAAAUAUUGGGAUACUGUCUGGUUCGAUUCUUUUGGAGGCUGCCGUCAGAUGUUGGAACUGAGGAUUAGAAAAUCCUCUGAUGUAGAAAACUCUGGGAAGAAGAAGCAUGGGGAGCGUUGUUGAUGGGUGCUGAUUCUUCCUCUUGGUGGUGUGGGGUAGGUCGUGGGAAGUUUGUGAUUUUAUGAGUUGUAUCUUUUAUUUUUUUUAAUAUGCUGUUGCCUUUGUUCUUGUGUUGAUUUUCUUUUUUCCUUCCUGCAAUCCAUCUCAUCUUCUAUGUUUGUGAUCCUUUUUAUUGCAGUUUUUUGUCAGAUUUGUGAGAUGAUGGUGAUUGUUCCUGUCUGUCUGGAUUUGUGUCGCUAGAUUCGAUAUAUAUUCUGGUUAAGGCUUUUCAUGGA
Messenger RNA from Andrographis paniculata, 2730 nucleotides. RefSeq names its product YTH domain-containing protein ECT4-like. Gene Ontology annotation, cellular component: cytoplasm. The record is from RefSeq and is a predicted model, not a curated record. The transcript is spliced from 9 exons. Gene Ontology annotation, biological process: mRNA destabilization. Gene Ontology annotation, molecular function: mRNA binding. NCBI's taxonomy places the organism in Eukaryota, Viridiplantae, Streptophyta, Magnoliopsida, Lamiales, Acanthaceae. The coding region runs from base 163 to 2283 and encodes 706 amino acids.